This is a messenger RNA of Tarenaya hassleriana, 1575 nucleotides long. RefSeq lists its product as uncharacterized. NCBI's taxonomy places the organism in Eukaryota, Viridiplantae, Streptophyta, Magnoliopsida, Brassicales, Cleomaceae. The record is from RefSeq and is a predicted model, not a curated record. The transcript is spliced from 9 exons. Gene Ontology annotation, cellular component: Golgi apparatus. Gene Ontology annotation, molecular function: antiporter activity; UDP-xylose transmembrane transporter activity. The coding region runs from base 289 to 1353 and encodes 354 amino acids.
CGAUUCGGCUCUUCCUGUACGGUGCUUGAGUGCUGCUGACUCUCAAAAUUGCACAACGGUAGGCUCCUCUUCGUCGACGAGAUCUCUUCUUUUCUUCUUCCUCGGAGCUCGAGGUUCCUGGUUCUCCCGAGUGUUUGCCUUGUUUCAUUCCGUUAUUGGGUGUUCUAACAUCGCCAUUGUUGCAGUCGAGCUGCUCCGGACUUUGAUCCUCUCGCAUUUCGUACGCGUUACGCGCGAAUGAGAUAAUCGUAGAUCGUAAUUGAGGCGGGGAAAGAUAAGAGAACGACGAUGAGCGAGGGGCAGAAGUUCCAGCUUGGAACCAUCGGUGCUUUGAGUUUGUCAGUUGUGUCGUCUGUGUCGAUCGUGAUCUGUAACAAGGCCCUUAUUAGCACUCUCGGUUUCACCUUUGCGACCACUUUGACAAGUUGGCAUCUUUUGGUCACGUUUUGUUCUCUUCAUGUGGCAUUAUGGAUGAAGUUGUUUGAACACAAGCCUUUUGAUCCACGAGCUGUUAUGGGAUUUGGCAUAUUAAAUGGCAUAUCCAUUGGACUGUUGAAUCUUAGCUUGGGUUUUAACUCUGUUGGUUUCUACCAGAUGACAAAACUGGCAAUUAUCCCCUGUACUGUUCUCUUGGAGACUCUCUUUUUCAGGAAGAAAUUCAGUCGAAAAAUCCAGUUUUCUUUAGCCAUCCUUCUCCUUGGUGUUGGAAUUGCAACAGUGACAGAUCUUCAGCUCAAUGUUCUGGGAUCUGUCUUGUCUCUGCUGGCUGUUCUCACUACGUGUGUGGCCCAGAUUAUGACUAAUACCAUCCAGAAGAAAUUCAAGGUUUCAUCCACCCAACUUCUGUAUCAGUCUUGCCCAUAUCAAGCCAUGACGCUUUUCAUCAUUGGCCCAUUUUUGGAUGGGCUCCUGACCAACCAUAACGUGUUUGCUUUCAAGUACACCUCUCAAGUCCUGUUUUUCAUUGUCCUGUCCUGCCUCAUAUCUGUUUCGGUGAACUUCAGCACCUUUCUGGUCAUAGGAAAGACAUCUCCAGUAACCUAUCAGGUCCUGGGGCAUCUGAAAACAUGCCUAGUUUUAGCUUUUGGAUACGUUUUGCUGCGUGACCCGUUCAACUGGCGCAACAUUCUGGGAAUACUGAUUGCUGUGAUCGGAAUGGUUGUCUAUUCGUAUUGCUGCACAAUGGAGACCCAGCAGAAAGCAAGUGAAACAUCACCAUCAACCCUGCUGCCCCAGGUGAAGGAAACCGAGAACGAUCCACUAAUUACAGCGGAGAACGGGAGCGGCGGAAUGUUAUCAGAAAGUGUGGUUCCAAAGACCCCGUGGAACUCGAACAAAGAUCUUCAUGCAUAGAGAAGAGCCCAUUGCAGCUUGCUGUCUGUAUCAGACAUUCUUGGUUUUAUUUCUCUGGGAGAGGAAGCAGUUUUGCUGUGAGAAAAAAAAAACUUUUUUUUUUUUUUGAAAAUCCUCUUCAUUUUGCAUAGCUGAGAGGAGACAAAAAAAAAUACACAAGACAAGUGAGAAGUGCAUGUUGAUUAAAAUAAAAUUUAUGCAUAAAAUAGCAAGUUUUGGCUC